Molecule: messenger RNA, 447 nt
Organism: Ostertagia ostertagi
Lineage: Eukaryota; Metazoa; Nematoda; Chromadorea; Rhabditida; Trichostrongylidae
Source: the annotation of a GenBank genome assembly
AUGGAUAGAAUAAAACAGAUUCUAAUUGUUGAUGAUGAUCCUGACUAUAUCCAUUUAGUUGAAAGGGCCUUGUCGGCUUGUCAUUCUCCUUGUACUCUAAAAUCACUUUCGAGUGGAGAUAACUUGUUAGUAUGGUUAAAGACAAGUCAACGACCAAGCUUGAUUCUUUUGGAUAUUGAUAUGCCAGGAGUUUCAGGAUUUGACACCUUGAGUCAAUUAAAGGCAAUUGAAAGAUAUAAAGUUAUCCCAGUUGUCAUAGUAUCGAUGUCAACUGAAAAACAAGAUAUGAUCUACUCUUACAAUAAUGGAGCGAGCGGUUAUAUUAAGAAAGCAGAAACCUUCGAAGAGUUGAAGGUGUCGAUGCAAUUGUUUAGUCGGUAUUGGGUAGACACUGCUUAUACACCUGACAGUUCUUGGUCUAAGCCAGACGACUUUAGUUAUAAGUAA